AUGGACAGAGGCGAUUUGGGAAUGAUGAUGGCCAGAUUGUUGAGGCUGGCAGCAAUUGAGGCUGGGAUUGGGUUAAUUACGGGAGGCAGAUUGUUGAAAAGGUCUAAACCGCAAUGGAUUCGACAGUUCCUCUGGCUCGCCGCUCAUGAGAAGCUGCUCACUAAUGUAGAACGAAGGAGGCGGCACAUUUCAGACUCGCCGAUUUGCACAUUAUGUAGCCGUUAUGAAGAGUCGAUCUUGCAUUGCCUCCGUGAUUGUACUGGAGCCCGGCAGAUCUGGCGUCUCUUGAUCCCGGAAGCAUGGUCCGUUGCCCUCGGCAUUCGUACAGCCAUCUCGUCCGAGGUAAAUUUGAGGAGCCUAGGCGUUGAGCGUGGCGUGCGACUCAUCCGUUGGGAAGCUCCUGUGGACGGCACUUUCAAAGUUAACACGGACGGGUGCUUUAUUUCUACUUCCGGGAUGGCCACAGCAGGUGGCUUAGUUCGGGACGCUGGGGGCCGCUGGAUUGGUGUCUUUACGAUGAACAUCGGUUACUGUUUGAUUACUAGGGCAGAGCUAUGGGGCCUCUUCCAAGGGUUGCUCCUCGCCUGGGACUUGGGGUGUCGUAAAGUUAUUGUCGAGGUAGAUAAUUAA
This is a messenger RNA of Striga hermonthica, 630 nucleotides long. The record is from the annotation of a GenBank genome assembly. NCBI's taxonomy places the organism in Eukaryota, Viridiplantae, Streptophyta, Magnoliopsida, Lamiales, Orobanchaceae.